AUGAAUCUUUAUAUGUCGUUGCUGUGGGCUUCAUGCCUUACUUCCACUGUCUUUUCGAGAAAGUCACCCUUUAAUCACGGGGUUAUUAUUGAAUACGAGGAUUGGGCGCCCGAGGACAACAAUGCUCUCCUCGAAGAUGUCAAAAACAAUAUCGGCAGCAAGGCUCAGGUUGAUGAAGUCGAAAUCAAGCCCCAUGUGGAGAUCUCCUCAUCGGUUUUCCGAGGAGUCUCUGCCAACGUCACGGGCUUGGGAAGUGACGUGACUGAAGAGCUGGUUCAAAGCACUAUCCAAAAUCUUAGAGUUGUGAAGAAAGUCUCACCGAUAAUUCUCUAUUACCCGGCGUCAACUAUUGCCAGCUCCGGUCCACUUCAAGCCCGCGGCGAAAUGCUCAGCAUGGAGCCAAGGGCGGCUGCUAUGCAGGAAGAGACUGGCUCGUUCUCGGUACAUAAGAUGACGGGCGUCGAUAAAGUCCACGCCGAAGGCGUCAAAGGCAAAGGAAUCACAAUUGCAAUCAUGGAUAGUGGGUUUGACUACAAGCAGGAUUCACUUGGUAACACUAUCGGCCCGGGAAGCAAAGCCAUCUAUGGGUAUGACUGGGUAGGUGAUGAUUAUCAGUUUGGAGGUACUCCUGUUGAGGAUGACGAUCCUUGGACCGAAUGCACUAUUCAUGGCACACAUGUCUUUGGGAUCGCAGGUGCAAAUCCUACGAGAUUUGGGGUGUCGGGCUCGGCCCCCGAAGCCUCGUUCGAACUUCACAGAGUGUUUGGAUGUCUUGGAGCAGUGGCAAGCGACAUAUUGAUUAAAGCCACCACCGCCAUAUACGAGAGAGGAGUCGAUGUCAUAACAGCUUCUAUUUCUGUUGGCUCCGGCAGCCAAUAUCCUUCCGAUCCGUGGUCAACUGUCGUACAACGCAUCAAUCAGAAUGGAACCUACUUCAUGGGUUCUGCCGGAAACUCAGGAUCCAGCUACUACUCUGGCGUCGCUCCUGCUUCAGGAAUCGACGUCACAGCAGUUGGUGCUGUCGUCAACACUGAGACCCCCUACUAUUACUGGAACGGCUCCUACACAUCUGGUGGUGUGACGAAUACAAACCUGACAUGGAUUCCUGGAAGCCGAGUUGCGUUCCCAGAGGAGUUCAGUCUCUGGACCGCGUCCUCUGAACUGACAGAUCCUUUGAAUUCCGCCUGUGCCUACCCUCCUGAUCUUGAGUUGCCAAAUUUCAAUACAACCGUAUUACUCGUCAACUGGGGCUACGAUGCAUCCCUAAUCUGCUCUGGCUCGGACGCAACCAAAUACCUGGCAUCUCUCGGGGCUAAAUACAUUCUUUUCUACAUUGCCGGGGAGGGAACCCCUAGCAGGAAUCCUUUGACUUUGGAAGUUGCAAGUCCGCGAACUGCCAGCAUAGAGGCAGUUGGGGUUUUGUCGGCAACGUCGGGAGAGGAACUGUUCUCAGCUCUACAAAAAGAUCCGAGCCUCAAAGCAUCCUUGGGAAGCCCUUCCAACCACAAAGACUCUCUUGAAGUUACCCCAAAUGGAGUUAGUGGUGGCCGGAUGGCAGAUUGGUCAAGCUGGGGUCCGACUAAUGACGGACGUACAUUCCCUACUUUCUCAGCACCAGGUGCUUCAUUUCUCUCUACUUUGCCCAAGAGGCUUGGAGGGUUUGGUGUACUUUCAGGAACCAGUAUGUCGACUCCGUAUGCAGCAGGUGUCGUAGGGCUUGUGAAGCAAGCGCACCCCGACUGGGACGCCUUGACGAUCCGAAAUGUUCUCGCCACUACUAGUAGACCAAUGCAGUACAACGACAACACAUCCACAGUAUACGACUUCCUUGCUCCUGUGUUCCAACAGGGAGGAGGUUUAAUUGAUGCUUAUCGAGCUGUGCGGACAGCUACCGUUGUCGACGUGCCAGGUCUUUCUUUUAACGACACAGCUCAUCAGCCCAAGUCUCUCUCUUUCAAGGUCAAGAACAUUGGAACUACAGCCCAAACUUACAAGCUCUCUCACAUCGGUGCUGCUUCCGGACUCGGAUUAUCAUCACGCGAUAGCUAUACUCUUUUGGACGACAGUGGACGCGAAGUAUCUCGCAGCCUUCAGGCUACAUACGCCGAAGUCGAGAUAACUCCGUUAGAAGUGACUAUUCCCCCCGGGCAGGAAUCAACCAUCACCGUCUCUAUCACCAAAGUGCCAGAUCUUGACAUCACGAGGCUCCCAUUCUACGGUGGAUACAUUGCUUUGAACUCCACCGACAGCAUUAACUCUGUCACCGUCCCUUACACCGGCAUCGCAACUUCGCUCUAUGACACUCCGAUCGACACGAGUGGCACUACACUGGCAUUCUACAAUGCCACCUCCGACAACGCCACAGCUCUCACAGCAUCCACAACAUUCAAUGUCACGUUCCUAGGUGUCGGCGUUCAGUGGCCGAACAACACUAUUUGGCCGGCUAUUAUCCCCGACGUCAAGUCCGCCCUCGUCUACUACGCGUACAAGUACGAUCUCUUGAAAGCGAACGGAGAUCUGUUCUUCCAGCUGUGGAUGUUUGAGGACCUGAACGUCCAACCUGGAUUCAACUUUUACCUAUGCCAGAUCAGGGCAUAUCUCUUCCCUUCCCCCUGUCGCACCCUUCGUGAUCUAGCAACUGCUGACCGCCCCCCGUGUCAUGUAUGCAGCGAUGGGACCGAUCCCUUCAUCCCUCCAGGAGAUUACCGUCUCAGUGUCAGUGUGCUGAAGAUCUACGGCAACAUGUCGAAGGAGGAAGACUGGGUCUCUACAAGCACCCUCCCCUUUACACUGAACUACAACCCCGAGAGCGUUAGUUUCCCGACCAACGCGACCAACGCGACCACCGCGACCAACGCGCCCAUCGCGACAUCCCUCUGA
Drepanopeziza brunnea f. sp. 'multigermtubi' MB_m1 is the source of this 2880-nucleotide messenger RNA. The record is from RefSeq and is a predicted model, not a curated record. NCBI's taxonomy places the organism in Eukaryota, Fungi, Ascomycota, Leotiomycetes, Helotiales, Drepanopezizaceae.